AUGCGAGUGCUUGCGUGUGCAGCACGCACCGUACCGUCUGCGUGCGGGAGAGGCACUGUGCCGGGACGCAGCGACCAGCAGCUACGGGGCGAGCACAAGUACCGAUACUUGCACGGCGAUGCGCACCGCGAGGACGCCGACGGAGCACGCUCGCUCGAGGUGGCUGCCUGUGCAGUGCUUGUGCUUGCCCGCCCACGGCACGAGUACGGGUGCGAGCCUGAGCCGCCGUCCCGCCGCGCCUUUCCUCGGGCGCGCAGCCUCGACAUUACGCUCGCUCGCCUCGCCUUUCCUCGGGCGCGCAACCUCGACAUUGAAUCGUUGGACGUCCGGUCGGCGACGAUGCGCGCGUGCCGUCGUCGUGUUGGCGCUCCGGCGCUCGCCGGCCAAGCCCCCGCACCGACGGCGCGCGAGAAGCCGCCCCGGCCGGCGUGGCGCACCGUCGUCCGGCCAGCCACGGGCCCUGAUUUGCUCGCCGCCGCGCCCCGCCGGACCGACUCCGUGGCUCCGUCCGGGGGGCACGAGCCACCCUCGGCCCGCGUGUGCGGGGGCGCGGCGAGCGGAGCCGGAGCCGAUUCCCGCGCCUCUCGAGGAACACGACCCGCAGCGCUCCGUGCCCUGCACCACUCCGCGCCUUGCAGCACUCCGUACAGGCGAGCAUGGUGUGUGAGCAGGCAUCGCGACCGUGAGGCGAUCGGCACGACCCCGGCCGGACGGGAAACGUGUCCCCGAUGGUCGAAUCAUUGCCUCGGAGCGCGCGCCGAGGGGAUGCGAGGACGCCGCGAGGACGGGAAAAAGGUCGACGCACACGGUACGAGUGUGACGAGGCAGUCUUGCUCCGCGGAAACGCAGCUCCUGGCCGUCCAACCCUCUCGCCUGUCCCCCUGGCGCCGUGCGACGCAAAGGGGGGGCCGCGCAAGCAUCCCGUCGCACCCCGAGCCGCGACGGAUCCGAUGCCCGACCUGCACGCGAUGUGGCUGCGUGCAGUCUUGCAUGUCGCAUGCUGUAGACGACCCCGGCGACGCGAUGUGA
This is a messenger RNA of Drechmeria coniospora, 1029 nucleotides long. RefSeq lists its product as uncharacterized. Bases 1 to 1029 code for a protein of 342 amino acids. Lineage: Eukaryota; Fungi; Ascomycota; Sordariomycetes; Hypocreales; Ophiocordycipitaceae. The transcript has 2 exons. The record is from RefSeq and is a predicted model, not a curated record.